Gossypium raimondii (Peruvian cotton) is the source of this 1894-nucleotide messenger RNA. Its product is annotated as serine/threonine protein phosphatase 2A 55 kDa regulatory subunit B beta isoform. Gene Ontology annotation, cellular component: cytosol; protein phosphatase type 2A complex. Gene Ontology annotation, molecular function: protein binding; protein phosphatase regulator activity. The record is from RefSeq and is a predicted model, not a curated record. Gene Ontology annotation, biological process: peptidyl-serine dephosphorylation. Lineage: Eukaryota; Viridiplantae; Streptophyta; Magnoliopsida; Malvales; Malvaceae. Bases 234 to 1745 code for a protein of 503 amino acids. The transcript is spliced from 14 exons.
CAAAAUUUAUCCGUUAGCCAAAACAAGAAAUAGGAACGAGGGAAAAGAUAGAAAAAAAAAAAAAUAGUAGGCUUAGACGACAGAGAAGCGAAGGUGUUGUUGUCCUCCUCACUUUCUCCGUAAACCAGAGGGCAAAGCUGCUCUAUUCGCGAUUAAGCUCGAGAUAUAAAUCUGAAUUUUCUACGAACAAGAUGGACAGAAACGGCGCCGCUUAAGGACUGAGGGAAGCUAGCAUGAAUCCAGCCACGCGCCAACCUUUGGAGUGGAAGUUCUCUCAAGUCUUCGGCGAAAGAAGCUCCGAUGACGAAAUUCAAGACGCCGAUAGAAUAUCGACGGUUGAAUUUGACAAGAGUGGCGAUUACGUUGCUGUUGGAGAUCGAGGCGGUCGGAUCGUGAUAUUCGAGACGAAGGAUGGAAAAAAUACAGCCGACCAGCACUAUUCCCGAAAUCAACUGGAGCAGUUGGAUUAUGUCUCUUUAAACCACCCUGAAUAUCGAUAUAAAACUGAAUUCCAGAGUCAUGAACCUGAGUUUGAUUAUUUGAAGAGCUUGGAGAUUGAAGAGAAGAUCAACAAACUCAAAUGGUGUACAAGUCUAAGUGGGUCACUCUUUAUCCUUUCAACGAAUGAUAAGACAAUUAAACUGUGGAAGGUAAAGGAUAGAAAGGUGAAGAAAGCCAGGGAAAUAGAUUCUCCUCAUCAAUUGCUCUCUUCAGAAAAUACUCUUCUGUCUGAAAGGAGUUUUAUGAAUGAGCAAGGCAUACCGUCUUUUGCUAAUGGCAAUCACGUAGAAAGUGGAGCUAACAGUAUUUUCCCAUCUCAAGAACCGCGUUCUAAGAUUGCCAACUAUGAAGACACUGCUUAUGCAAGAUGUAGAAGGGUGUAUGCUCAUGCUCAUGAUUUUAAUAUCAACUCACUUUCAAAUAAUAGUGAUGGUGAGACGUUUAUAUCUGCAGAUGAUCUUAGGAUAAACUUGUGGAACCUUGAAGUUAGUAAUCAGUCAUUUAAUAUCAUUGACAUGAAGCCAUCAAAUAUGGAGGAGCUUACUGAGGUCAUAACAUCAGCUGAAUUCCAUCCAAUUCACUGUAACCUGGUUGCAUAUAGCAGCUCAAGAGGUUUUAUUCGUCUAGUUGACAUGCGACAAUCUGCAUUGUGUGAUUACAGUGCAAGGAUAUUUCAGGAUGAAGAAUGUCACGGGUCACGAUCAUUCCUUACCGAGAUUGUUGCUUCCAUAACUGAUAUAAAGUUUCCAGUUGAUGGACGUCACAUCUUAAGCCGUGACUACAUGAACCUUAAGCUAUGGGAUAUGCACAUGGAUUCUUCACCAGUUGCUACAUUCAAAAUUCACGAACACUUACGCCCGAAGUUGUGCGAUUUGUAUAACAAUGACUCCAUAUUUGAUAAAUUUGAGUGCUGCCUCAGUGGAGAUGGACUUCAUUUUGCAACAGGAUCUUAUAGUAAUCUCUUACGUAUCUUCUUUCAUGGUGGUGGGAGUGACGAGGGGGCUACAAUAGAAGCUAGCAAAGACCCGAACAGUAUUAAAAAUAGGAAGCCACUUCCAAGGGCAAGAAGAUCAUCUCUAAGUAACCUUACACGCGGGUUUUACAAACAAGGUCAUGAAAGCACCAGCGUUGAUGGUGAAUAUUCGUUGAACUCGAGUUCAAAGUUGCAACAUCUCGCAUGGCAUCCAUGUACAUACUUGAUCGCUUGUGCUUCUGGUAAUAGCUUGUUUUUCUACCAUGCCUAGUUACCCUCUAUAUACAUGCUUUCAAGACUACGUUUUACUGGCUUACCAUGAGUAAAAAUGUACAAGUUGUUCUGCAUAAUCAAACUCGAUAAUUUGGAGCCUUUGUCCCGAUUAACAUGCAUAAAAGACAAGUAGGCUCAUUUCAAACA